CCCGCGCCGCCUCCCUCUGCACGUGGCGUCCAGGCCUCGCUCGUCGCUCCCCACCCCCGGAUUCCCGCCGCCUGCAGCCAUGGCGCCCGCCCAGCUCGCCUUGUUUAGUGUCUCUGACAAAACCGGCCUGGUGGAAUUUGCCAGAAGCCUGGCUUCAGUGGGUUUGGAUCUGGUGGCUUCAGGAGGAACCGCCAAAGCCCUCCGGGAGGCCAAGCUGGCCGUCAGAGAUGUCUCGGAACUGACAGGCUUUCCUGAAAUGCUAGGCGGACGUGUGAAAACCUUGCAUCCUGCAGUGCACGCUGGAAUCUUGGCUCGUAAUAUCCCAGAAGAUAGUGCUGACAUGGCCAGACUUGAUUUCAAUCUUAUAAGAGUUGUGGUUUGUAAUCUGUAUCCCUUUGUGAAGACGGUGGCUUCGCCAGAUGUGACCGUUGGAGAGGCUGUUGAGCAAAUUGAUAUCGGUGGAGUGACCCUGCUAAGGGCGGCCGCGAAAAACCACGCCCGGGUGACGGUGGUGUGUGAGCCUGCGGACUAUGCCGCCGUGUCUGCCGAGAUGCAGAGCUCCGACAGCAAAGACACCUCCUUGGAGACGAGGCGCCAGUUAGCCUUGAAGGCUUUCACUCACACGGCGCGGUAUGAUGAAGCCAUUUCGGAUUACUUCCGGAAGCAGUACAGUAAAGGGGUCUCUCAGCUGCCCUUGAGGUAUGGAAUGAACCCCCACCAGUGUCCGGCCCAGCUGUACACAAUGAGUCCCAAGCUUCCCAUCACAGUUGUAAACGGAGCCCCUGGAUUUAUCAACUUGUGUGAUGCCUUGAAUGCCUGGCAGCUGGUGAAAGAGCUCAAGGGGGCUCUGGGUGUUCCCGCCGCCGCCUCCUUCAAGCACGUCAGCCCAGCAGGAGCUGCUGUUGCAAUCCCACUCAGUGAAGAUGAGGCCAAAGUCUGCAUGGUCGAUGAUAUCUUCCAGACCCUCACACCCAUAGCCACGGCGUACGCGAGAGCAAGAGGGGCUGAUAGGAUGUCUUCUUUUGGUGACUUCAUUGCCUUAUCUGAAGUUUGUGAUGUUCCUACUGCCAAAAUUAUCUCCAGAGAGGUGUCCGAUGGUAUCAUCGCCCCAGGCUAUGAACAAGAAGCUUUGCAAAUACUUUCCAAAAAGAAGAAAGGGGCCUACUGUGUUCUUCAGAUGGAUCCAUCCUACGAACCAGAUGAGAAUGAGGAGCGCACUCUCUUCGGUCUUCGUUUGAGCCAGAAAAGAAACAAUGGUGUCAUCGACAAGUCAUUAUUUAGCAAUAUUGUUACCAAGAAUAAAGAAUUGCCAGAGUCUGCGCUCCGAGACCUCAUAGUGGGCACUGUGGCUAUCAAGUACACUCAGUCCAACUCCGUGUGCUACGUCAAGAAUGGCCAGGUUAUUGGCAUGGGAGCAGGACAGCAGUCUCGGAUACACUGUACUCGCCUUGCAGGGGAUAAGGCAAACGCUUGGUGGCUUCGGCAUCACCCGCAGGUGCUUUCCAUGAAGUUUAAAGCAGGAGUAAAGAGAGCAGAAAUCACCAAUGCCAUUGACCAGUAUGUUACUGGGACCAUCGGUGAGGAUGAAGACUUGGUAAAGUGGAAGGCACUCUUUGAGGAGGUGCCUGAAUUACUGACCGAGGCCCAGAAGAAGGAGUGGAUUGGCAAACUCCGUGAAGUUGUCGUCAGCUCUGAUGCUUUCUUUCCCUUCAGGGAUAACGUAGACAGAGCUAAAAGGAGCGGUGUGGCCUACAUUGCUGCUCCUUCCGGCUCGGCCGCUGACCAAGUUGUGAUUGAAGCUUGUGACGAGCUGGGGAUAGUCCUUAUUCAUACCAGCCUGCGGCUCUUCCACCACUGAUUCAACCUGCCUUUUGUAGGGGAUUUUGCUGCUGUGUAGGUGAAAAAAAAAAAAACAUAUUUUUUGAUUUUGUUUUUAAGAAAU
Messenger RNA from Sorex fumeus (smoky shrew), 1942 nucleotides. RefSeq names its product 5-aminoimidazole-4-carboxamide ribonucleotide formyltransferase/IMP cyclohydrolase (gene ATIC). The transcript has 16 exons. NCBI's taxonomy places the organism in Eukaryota, Metazoa, Chordata, Mammalia, Eulipotyphla, Soricidae. Gene Ontology annotation, cellular component: cytosol. The record is from RefSeq and is a predicted model, not a curated record. The coding region runs from base 80 to 1858 and encodes 592 amino acids. Gene Ontology annotation, molecular function: phosphoribosylaminoimidazolecarboxamide formyltransferase activity; IMP cyclohydrolase activity. Gene Ontology annotation, biological process: 'de novo' IMP biosynthetic process.